Pipistrellus kuhlii (Kuhl's pipistrelle) is the source of this 2519-nucleotide messenger RNA. RefSeq names its product CD69 molecule (gene CD69). Gene Ontology annotation, cellular component: external side of plasma membrane. NCBI's taxonomy places the organism in Eukaryota, Metazoa, Chordata, Mammalia, Chiroptera, Vespertilionidae. The transcript is spliced from 10 exons. The coding region runs from base 318 to 1550 and encodes 410 amino acids. The record is from RefSeq and is a predicted model, not a curated record.
AGGAUGUCACAGACUCUGGGAAAUCCCACGUGUCUUUUCAUGCUACACCUACAGUUGUGAGAAAGCACAUUUCAGACAGUAGGGAAAACCCACCGCUCACCACAACAACACAUUGUAAAUUGUCUGGGCCACUGGGGCAUAAAUUAAAGGGAACUGGAGUGGUGGAGCGAUUAGAAGGGAAGAGGAAGGGGGCGGAGACAGCAUCUGUGACUAUAAAUGAUGAGCUCUCUCUGAGACUGAGCAAGAGCUGCAGCAAAGACACUCACUGUGGAUUGGCUUGGCCUGAGAGUAAGCAGAGGAUAUUGGCUAGCGUAAAGAUGGGGUCUGAAGAUUGCUCCCUAACAGACAACAGCUCCGUGGAGAGAGGACGACAAAAUAAUGGGGCCAGCCUUCACUUUGCAACACAUCAUGAAGGGUCCCUUCAAGUUCCUAUCCCAUGUGCUGUACUGAAUGUGGUCAUCAUCACCAUUUUGAUCAUAGCUCUCAUAACUUUAUCAGUGGGCCAGUACAAUUGUCCAGCGCCAUAUAUGUUUUCGCAACCAUCAAACAGCCAUGCUUCUUCAUGCUCAGAUGAUUGGAUUGGAUACCAGAGGAAAUGCUACUUUAUUUCCAAUAUAACAAGGAAUUGGACCUUGGCCCAAAACUCUUGCUUCAAACACGGUGCUACCCUUGCUCUCAUUGAUUCUGAAAAAGACAUGAUCUUUUUAAAAAGAUAUGUGGGUAGAACUGAACACUGGAUUGGGCUGAAAAAUGAUGCUGGUCAGACAUGGAAAUGGUCAAAUGGCAAGGAAUUUAACAACCGGUUCAACCUCACAGGGUCAGAGAGCUGUGCAUUUCUGAACAGCACCGCGGUCAGCAGCACAGAAUGCGGAAGGCAUUUACGUUGGAUAUGCAGCAAACCCUUCAAACAAAUAACCGGCACGGCCAGACCAGCAGCCCGAGACAGCCAGCUUCCAGCAAACAGCUCUCCACUGAUGCAGCGCAGACGAACUGUGUGUGUUUUUUCUGUAGGUUAUGAUUCCUCUUCCAACAUUACUGUAAAGUCACAAGAACAUCUAAAAAGAAAUAAAAUGAAACUUACUACCACUAAAAUCAUCACCAUCAUCACCUUCUUUCUGACUAUUCUAAUAGCUACAUUGACCACAAUUUUAACAGAAAAACACAAAUCUUUCACUGAACACAAAUCAUGCCUGGAUGGCUGGAUUGGAUACCUAGGAAAGUGCUUCUAUUUUUCUGAAAACACAACCACCUGGGCGGCAAGCCAGAACUUCUGUGUCUCCCAUGCAGCAACUCUUGCUGUGUUCAACACCACACAAGAACUGGAGUUCCUGAAGCGAUAUUCUGACCAUUCUCAAUAUUGGAUUGGACUGAGCCGAAAACCAAGACAGACCUGGAAGUGGGUAGAUAGAACCACCUACAGUGAUUGGUUUAAGGUCAUCGGAUCUGGAGAAUGUGCCUAUCUACACAAAACUGGGAUUAGUAGUUCCAGUAGCCAUUUGGUUAGGAAAUGGAUUUGCAGCAAACCGGACACAUGUAUUCUAAGAAGUUAAGAUACCCAAAAUCUUUUACAUAAAACAUAACUUUUAUUCUUUUUAUAAGAAAUAUGUUAUAUUAAUAUGAAAGUACAUGAAAUUCAUGUUUAGAAAUUUUUAUUGAUGUUUCACACUAAAUCUUUAAAAUAAUUUGUUAUAAAUUUACUAGAUUCUUGGCAUACAAGAAGUAUACACCUCACCAUAUAUAAAAGUUUAAAUUUUAUAGAAUAAAAUUUCUGAUUAUAAUACAUUAAAAUAUGAAUGAACAAUUUAAGUAAUUUUUAAAGAUGUAAUCAUAUAAAUUCAGACUAACGUCAUUUAAAAUUACUUGUUUUAUAAAAAAGACUAUGACAUUUUUUCAGUCUCCCUACUUUUAUUAUCAAUAACCAUUGAUUGGUUUUAUUUUAGUUUUGCAAUAUUUGCAUUACUUUAUGAGAUUCACUCAUGAAUUCAGUGUAAUUCAAACACAAUAACAGAGUUUAAAUUUGUUGAUUUAUUAGAUUAAAAAAUCUCUUUCACACACCAACCUCACAGAAAAAAAAUAAAUAAAUAAAGCAAUAAGAUUUCACAUUCAGACCAUCAUGUGAGAGUCCUUCAAGAUUAUGAGUAAACAGUCUUGAACUAGCUGUGUUCUAUUUAUGAAUGCCAAGAACCUAUUGCAUAAUGGGCAAACGAAUAAUAAACAUUGGGUGGGCAGAUGGGUGGGGGACUGGGUUUAAAUUUUUUCUGUUUGAGAAAACAAAUUAGAUUCUGCAUCAGACUGAUACUUUUUGGGGGAUAUUGUCUUGGUGUUUACUCAACAUUACCAAUGUCUCUUUGUAAAACAAUCCUUUUCUGAAAGUUGUUGUGAAAUCUGUGAUCUGCGUCCUAUGGAUGCUUUAUGUUUCUUCAUUGAUAAAGUUUGAAUAAUUGUAACAGAAUACAUAUUGAAGAUGGGACUAGUAAGAAUUUGGGAACUUAGUAAAGUUUCUUAUCUUUUGUUUUAGA